UGAUCCGGUGCCGAGUUACGGCCAUAGCGGAGUACUCCUGCCUGCCCCGCCAGUCCACCGCUCUCGCCUCCGUCCCUCUUGACCCCUGAGCCGCUGAGGGAGAGAAAUCUCGAAGGGUCUCCGGCUUGUCGUCGAACCUCGGGGAGCGAGAGAGAUGUCGUUCGGCUGGAGGAGGCGCGCGUCGAGGUGGGGCCUUCCGGUGGUGAGGUCGGACGCGCUCGGCAAGCUGGGUCCUUCCUUCGGCAUCGGCGCCGGCUGCGGCGUCGGCGUCGGAGUCGGCAUCAUCGGCGGUGCAGGAAUUGGAGCUGGAUUCCCUGGUUUACAGAUAGGAUUUGGAGCUGGUGCUGGAUGUGGAAUAGGCAUAGGUUUUGGUUAUGGUUUUGGAAAGGGAAUUGCAUAUGACGAGAAUGGGAGAUAUUCAAACAUCAGGAGAUCCUUUCUGAACUCCAAGAACCUAACUUAUGACCAAGAGUUUGAUGCCCUGUUUGAUGAGGUGAUGGAGAGUACCAGGAAGCUGAUCAAAGCAACAUCAAAGGAGAUCGACAAGUGGAGGCGGAUGUAGAGUAGAACAGCACAGUGACAACCAGCGGAUGUUUUCAGGGAUACAACAACAAGAUAAGCUGUCAAUGUUCUACCCUCGUGGAGCCCGGAAUGCUUUAGUCCGUCAACCAUGUGCUGUAGCUAGGGAAGGGAAGGAUGCAAACAUCAUGUGAUCGCGACGCCGUUUCGCAUCGGAAUAUCCCGCGCAGCGUCGCUGUCGGUACCUCUGUGUGUGCUCAUCCGUAGGACACUGUUUCGCAUUGAAAUUCUCAGUAUUGCACAGCAUCUCCUUCAAAUCUUCUAGGUUUUAUUAUGCGUCCCAUGUGUUGACUGCUCUGUAUUAUCCUGCUCUUAAUCUCGCCUUGAGCAUGCUACCUUUUGUUUAAUCACCUCGUUAGAAUCAGGUUUAUAA
Brachypodium distachyon (stiff brome) is the source of this 952-nucleotide messenger RNA. RefSeq names its product protein TRIGALACTOSYLDIACYLGLYCEROL 5, chloroplastic. The record is from RefSeq and is a predicted model, not a curated record. Bases 155 to 562 code for a protein of 135 amino acids. The transcript has 4 exons. NCBI's taxonomy places the organism in Eukaryota, Viridiplantae, Streptophyta, Magnoliopsida, Poales, Poaceae.